UGAGUUCAGCUCUCAGACACUCUACAGCCAUGUCUGGUCGCGGCAAGGGCGGGAAGGGCCUGGGCAAAGGCGGCGCCAAGCGCCACCGCAAGGUGCUGCGCGACAACAUCCAGGGCAUCACCAAGCCCGCCAUCCGCCGCCUGGCCCGGCGCGGAGGCGUGAAGCGCAUCUCCGGCCUCAUCUACGAGGAGACCCGCGGGGUGCUGAAGGUGUUCCUGGAGAACGUGAUCCGCGACGCCGUCACCUACACGGAGCACGCCAAGCGCAAGACGGUCACCGCCAUGGACGUGGUCUACGCGCUCAAGCGCCAGGGCCGCACGCUCUACGGCUUCGGCGGCUGAGCUGCCCCCGAGCCCCAUCUCGCCAAACCCAAAGGCCCUUUUUAGGGCCACCCACCUUGUCAUAUGAAGAGCUUGCAACAUUUCUCAUUUCGUUUAUCAUACGCUCUAAACUCUGGUUCCUGUGCGGACGUUAAAGAUGGCGGCAGAGGUGAGCCAAGGUACCCUUCCCCCUGCAUCCUUGGUUAGGGCCUGCUUCCCCUUUGGGUGCUGCAGCUCAAGACAGCCAGGUCUGCCUCAAACCUCAGUAAUAUCAAGUGCCAGUAUUAGACUUUGACCGGCCUGUGACCAACGCUUUCCCUCUACAUUGCAAUUCGACAUUCUGUGUUCUUUCCGGGUUCUAUUGAGUAAUCAUCAAGAUGGGUUGUUUGUUGCAUUAAACAGCCGCUGGUCCUCCGAUUAAUCUCUCCACAAAGUGAAGGACAUGCAUGGGUGUUCCCCAAAUGCUUUUCGCCCUUUUAAUGGAUGUCUUAAAUAGUACCUGUGUUCUAAGCGCCUUAUAAUCAGACUUCCGCUGCAACAUUUUCCUAAACAACUUGGGAUUUUUUUUUCUUUCAUCUCUUGUGCGAAAAUAAGAUUCUCUUAACUGACGAUCCCUGUAUCCGAAGAAUAGACAUGGAGUCCUGUGUUUCACCUGACAUCUGUCUGGCCUCCACAGCUUCAUUACUAACCCUGACUGGACUGAAUGACACAUUUCUUCUUUCAAAUAAAAUUUCCCAGCUGUA
Molecule: messenger RNA, 1063 nt
Organism: Psammomys obesus (fat sand rat)
Lineage: Eukaryota; Metazoa; Chordata; Mammalia; Rodentia; Muridae
Product: histone H4
Exons: 1
Coding region: 30-341 (103 amino acids)
Biological process (GO): nucleosome assembly
Cellular component (GO): nucleosome
Molecular function (GO): structural constituent of chromatin; protein heterodimerization activity; DNA binding
Source: RefSeq, a predicted model, not a curated record